Molecule: messenger RNA, 2467 nt
Organism: Scylla paramamosain (green mud crab)
Lineage: Eukaryota; Metazoa; Arthropoda; Malacostraca; Decapoda; Portunidae
Exons: 4
Coding region: 445-1467 (340 amino acids)
Source: RefSeq, a predicted model, not a curated record
CGCGAGAAGAUUUCGCUUCUCAGUCAAUUACGAGCUUUUCCCGCGAGGUUACGUUAGCCGCUUCUGUCGGAUUAACGUAACUAUUACUAAGUGUUUUACUCCAGCCCACCACAACCUGUCCGCAGCGCGCCGCGCCCUUCACAGACACUUUCUCCUCAGUUUAUAACCUGCACGUCCAUCAGAACUACAAGAGAACAGAGGAAGGUGCAAACGGCCCCUCACAAUACUCAGCAGAACCGUAACGUUACAUCGAGGAGCACAGUAACACAGCUCGCGGGGCGGCGACCCUCGUAGCGUCGCGCGGGAACUGUCAGACGUGAUCUCCACUGCUGAUCUCUGCCUUCGUCAAGCCUUGUAUAGGCGAGCACUACUAAGGCAGAGAGGCCGUGUGUGCGUGCAGCGUUUCCUAUAUACGUUUGGACGUCCGCCAGAAAAACCGUAGCCAUGAUGCAAGUUAGCACUCUGUACGCGCAGUCUCUGGAGAGACAGCUCGUAUCUCGGCGCUCUCAGCUUAUCCACAACUUUUCCCGCUCCAGCUGUGGUGGCCAGGUUGACCCCAUGCGACAAGCUGGAGAUACGCCACCUCUGGACCCACUCCCACCUCAACGCGCUAACCGCAGGAAGGACGAUGAUCACGACCCCAAAGAGUGCACUGAUCGCCUGUGUCGCCUUCCCUCGCAGAACAAGGGCGGCCACCUGCUAGGCUCCCCACGGCGACACACCGCCUCGGCCGCCGUCGUGUCUGCUGCCCGCCUUACGCAGUCCACUGGUAACCUUUCUGUGCACUCCGACCUCUCCUUGCUCAAGAAGAAGGAGAGCGACAUGGCCUCAGCCGCCCUGCAGCCUAACUCCCCCGUCCUGGACAAGAAGGCCGCCAAGAAAGCCAAGGAGAAGGAGAAGAAGGAAGCCAAGAAGAUGCCCUCCAACUUCAUGCUGCUGACGCCCUGGUUCACCCGCCAGAACUGCGAGAAGCUGCUGUCCCAGGUGCGCUCCGGGGACAUCUUCGAGUUCAACAUCAAGCUGCACCAUCACUGGGGCAUCGCCAUCCUCCCCAAGAACAAAAAACCCAGCCUUGCUACUCUCGAACUUGCCCACUUGAUGCGAGAUAAGGACGGGAGGCAGCGAGCAGUGCGCCAGCCCCUGAAGGAUUACUGGCACGAGGGAGUGACAGCAAGGAUAAAUAACUCUAGGGAUGUACACAAGCCACCCCUGCCCGCCGGCGAGGUCACUUCAGCAGCCCUUAAGCUGAUCGUGCAGCCGUACAGGGUGUGGCAGAACUCUGAGCAAAUGGUUGUGUCCUGCAGAUACGGUGAUGGACAAAGGGCACGCCAGCUCAGUGAUGCAGCCAGGUGGGGGUCACUGAGCAAGUGUGUGGGGCUGUGGCUGACGCUGACAUCCUCCACGCAGAACUCCCCGGCCGGCUCCCCGGGCCCUCUCAGGAAAAGAACAGUGUCAGUCAACUUCUGAGUGCAGCAGUGAGCAGCCCGUGAGUCUGGGGGAACAGAUUUGUGGGCUGUUAGUUGUUACGCUCAGCAGCCGUUCGUGCAUGUCCCUUGUAUUGCUUCAAGUCCUUGCAUUACCUGGGUUUUUAUUCUAUUUAUGUCAUGAGCAACAGAGACCCAGUGCGACAUAAAUAUGGUAAAAAUGACACCUGGAUGAGGACUUUGAUAAUCUUAAUGAGUUUUUCAAAUUCUUUCUUGUUGGAUUAUUUAAAACUAACUGCUAUACAUAGUCUAUAUUUUCAAGCAUAAAUUAUAUUUUGGAUUAUUCAGUAAGGUGGAGAGUUCCAUGGAUAUUUUUUUGCAAAGAAUGGAAGCUUGCCCUACUCUGGUGAUGGAGACAAUUGUAUCUAGUCUGUACGUGUGUGUGUCAGUGUUGCACGGAGAGACACAGCGAGUCUCGGAGAACGUUCACAUGGUCUGUGUCGCGCUACUGAGGCGACCAGAGGGAGAGCGAGUGCAGUGAAUGGUUGAUAAGAGUAACCAGGACACUGCACUCUGGGAUGCGUUCUCUGAUGCCAGACUUGCCUAUCUCACGCCCCUCCAACCUCGCCUCACUAUCAGUCCGUGCUGCUUCCAACAGAGGUGCAUGUGAACGAACUCCUCACAAGAAUAAAGAGAGGGGUCAUUACUCACAUCACUUGGUAAUCAGGUUUGGUGCUUGACUUUAAAAGAGCCCCUUAAGAAGCACACCAGCAAAACAAGGUCUGUAUUGCUGAGGUGCUGAAGGUGACAGGAGAGUUGCAAGUGAGGGAGGCUGAGAGGGGUGAGAGGGAGGUCAGCAAAGGCAAGUAUUCAAACAAAACUGGUGCUUCCUGGUACAAAUAGAGACAGUCUGCUGUGUUCCAAUGUUUCUUUGACUCAAAAUGUGCAAGAAAACAGCGGAAUCCACAGCAGCAAUGCAAAAGAAGGGGAGAGAGAGAGAGAGAGAGAGAUUUUAUAUGGUAUUUUUCAUUUUAUUUUGGAAA